Molecule: messenger RNA, 1648 nt
Organism: Tribolium madens (black flour beetle)
Lineage: Eukaryota; Metazoa; Arthropoda; Insecta; Coleoptera; Tenebrionidae
Gene: nmd
Product: outer mitochondrial transmembrane helix translocase
Exons: 3
Coding region: 127-1233 (368 amino acids)
Cellular component (GO): mitochondrial outer membrane
Molecular function (GO): ATP binding; ATP hydrolysis activity
Source: RefSeq, a predicted model, not a curated record
UAUGCCAACCCCCACACAUGACAGUUGACAAGUGACACUAACUUUUACAUUUCUUCGUAAUAGUGGGAUGCCCCGGGUUUAAAAUCAUCAAACGUUGUGUAAUUGAAAUUUCGGCGAUAAAUUGCAAUGGCCGAUGCUGCUUUUACCCGUAAUGAAAUCAUAAGUUUAGUUGUGAGGUUAACCUUGGUUUCGGCUGUAACAUUCAUUAGUAUAAAAUGGUUAAUGAACCAAGUCGACCCCACUAAUAAGAGUAAAAAGAAGGCUCGGAAAAAGGCACAAGAGCAGUUGAAAAGGUUAGCUGGUAGUGGGCAUGCUCCUCUAGUUAUCGAAAACUUAUCCGACUAUGAAAUGAUGAUAGCAGCGCAUUUAAUACACCCCCAGGAUAUUACCGUAAGUUGGGGGAAUAUUGCGGGAUUGGACGACAUGAUCCAGGAGCUCCGCGAGACUGUCAUACUUCCAAUUCAGCGCAAGGAAUUAUUUGCCGACUCGCAACUCACGACAGCCCCCAGAGGUGUGUUGUUACAUGGCCCCCCCGGUUGUGGCAAAACCCUUAUCGCUAAAGCUACAGCAAAAGAAGCGGGAACCAGAUUUAUCAAUCUUGACUUAUCAAUCCUCACUGACAAGUGGUAUGGCGAGAGCCAGAAAUUGGCAGCUGCUGUUUUCACUCUCGCUGUUAAACUCCAACCUUGUAUUAUUUUUAUUGACGAAAUUGAUUCGUUUCUCAGAUCGAGGAAUACCACAGAUCACGAGGCUACAGCAAUGAUGAAAGCGCAAUUUAUGUCAUUGUGGGAUGGUUUAAUCACAGAUCCGCACUGCACUGUUAUUGUAAUGGGGGCCACAAACCGUCCCCAGGAUUUGGAUAGGGCUAUUUUGAGACGUAUGCCGGCCACAUUCCACAUUUCUAUGCCAAACGCCCUUCAAAGAAAAAAGAUUUUGGAAUUAACACUUGAAAAUGAGCCAGUUGCUCAAGAUGUUGAUAUAGAUCGAUUGGCGAGACUCACUGAUGGGUUCUCAGGGUCGGAUUUGAGGGAAUUGUGUCGGAAUGGGUCCAUUUAUCGCGUCAGGGAUUAUAUGAAAACGCACAGUGACACGGUUUUGGAUUCGUCAGAAGAUGAGUAUCAAGAUGCGUUACGACCAAUCACAAUGGAGGAUUUAAUGGUUUCAUUAAAUAAAAUGAAGGAAUCGAAAAUGCACUGUGGGGCUUUACCGACAAGUCGGAUCGAGUUGGAUUAGCAGCCGUGGUUUCAGUACUUAGCACCCAUUAUAGAUCAUUUUGACCACACUGUAGAAAUGUAUCAGAAUUUUUCAAAUAAUUUUAAACAUUGUGUUAAUUAUCAGAGAAAGCUUUAGUUUUAUUUCGCCCAACGAGGCUGUGCUUGUGUACAUAUGUAGUUUUCUAGAGAAAUUUCGAAUUUUCAGUCGCUCUCUUCAAGUACAAACACUUUAUAAUGGGAGUUGUUCAUAUUUUAGCACGUCGCAUUCAUAAUAUGACUUUUUAUGUGUAGUUUACAAAGAUUUACGCGUCAGGUGUGAUGAAUCAACGGUUUUUACUGCGUGUUGAAAUCAUGCGUUCGCAGGUUUAUAGUGUUAUCUUCCUUAAUUUUUUAUUUAUGUGAAAAGGUUCAAUAAUAAAAAUUACCAACGUUAA